AUGCGAUUGUGCGAGGACCCGGUGUGCAGCGGGGACGGAGGAACGGCGGGCCGGGCACUCCCUCAGGGCCCGAGGAAUUCCCUAAGAGAGGAGGAGGAGGGCACGCUCCUUGCCUCCACCACCGUGUUCGUCUUGGAACCGGGCGACCCCCUCGUCCUUGCGGGGUUCAACGAUGAGUGUGGGGUGGCGCCCGGGUGGCUCUUCAUCCUCUGCGUCAUCUUGGGUGUCCUCUUCCUCAUCAUGAUGAUCAUCAACAUCUUCCUCUGUUCCUCCAUGACGUGUUCCUGCACCCGGACGGAAGUGGUGGAGAAGGAACCCUCCAUCUCGGAGGACUACGAUCCUUAUAAGGACCCGUACAAGACUUGGAAUGGAUCCCAUUACGGCUCUAGGUAUUCCCUGAACGGAGGGAAGGGGAAUCCCGGCUAUGCGUCGGGAGGAUCCACGAUGAACUCCACUCGUUCCUAUUCCACCAACAGCGACCAUUACGCCAUCGUCCAUUCUCGACCGGGGAGCCGAGGGUAUUCGGCCGCGGCGAAGCAGCUUCAUCCGACGUCUUCCAUCCCCAGAUCCACCCACGGGUCCCAUUAUUCCGGGCGAAUAGUGCUUGUGUACCUGAGGCUAUACUACACACUGAGAGCUGAAGUGCCUUGUCAUGGCGUCCCUCACGAACAAGUGAAACCAACACGUGGUCGCGAUCCUGAGCGAGAGAAGGUCCACGUUUUCCGGAUCUCCAAUUUUACUGACGACUUCGACGUUUAUCGGCAUCGACCCGGAGUUUUGAAGCAGCAGAACAAGCAGCAUAAACAUGGAAAACAUCGGAGUAAGGGACAGAUUCACAAGGACCACAAAGGACGAGUAUCAAUGAAGACAAGUGCCAGAAAACUGAAGAAAGACCUGAAGCGAUCUGACAAGAAGAAUCUGUUAAAGCAGCUAAGGGCUUCAAAGAAGGAAGUAGUUCUGAAUCAAAAAAGAUCCCUGGGAACAAAAGAAGCUCCUCCAUUCCUUUGUCUUUUUAUUCCUCUGGGCAAUGGAUUGUCUGGUCAUUUCUCAAAACUUAUCUCUCUCAUCAAAGAAGCAGAUCCUAGUGCUGUCAUCACUAAGGAAACUACAGUUUCUCUGCAUAUUACAGUGCCGAGGUUGAAGCAGCGAUUCGAAUUUGCCCUUCAUUCAGACACCCGGGAUGUUUGUGGAGCUUUGGAUUUGUGCAAAGUGGCCACAAAUGUCAUCUUUCUGUAUUCAGAGGAAGAGGAAGGAGUGAGUGAAGAUGGAUCUUAUCUUCUUUCUGCUAUAUUUGCUCAGGGUCUCCCGACCCCAUCACAUCUAUUAUUAGGUGCUUCUCCAAAGAAAGUGAGUUGUAAUUCAAUAGCUGAAAUUCUUGAGAAUUUCAUGAAAAUUUCCCUCAUAUUCACUGAAUGGAUUGUGUUAUGGAAGGGGGACUUGGAAAAGAAGCAGAAGGAAGUGAUGAAAGAGAUCCAGGCCCACUUCCCUGGUGCAGAAGAGAAAUUGUGGAAUGUGAGGACAUCAGGUGAAGCCCUACUCUUCCUGCGUCAGCUAGGAAGCCAGAAACAGAGGGCAAUCGCUUUUCGGGACCUCCGGCCCCACCUUCUCUCAGAUGCCUUCAGCUUCUCUCCCUCUCAAGAUGAAGUAAGCAAAGGUUGCUUUUUUAUUGGACAAACAUACCAUGUUUCCUUUUCAAUAGUGAUGAUUGGGAUGGUUUUAUUGUUCCAGCCAGGAUUAGGACUGUUGAAAGUGCGAGGAUAUGUGAGAGGCACCCCUUUGGAUGUGAAUCAAUUGGUGCACAUACCUGGUUGGGGAGAUUUCCAGAUGUCAGGGAUAUAUGCUGUGGAGGAUCCCCAUCCACUCAUCUUGGGAAAUACUAGGAGGCCUAGGGAUGUAGAUAUGUCUGAGCAUGAAAACAAGCUCCUUGCUUCUCCUGAUCCUGUCAAACAGGUACCCCUGGAGGCAGAGAAUGUGCCAGAUGAGAUGGAAGGUGAACAGACAUGGCCAACAGAGGAGGAGCUGGUAGCAGCUGGGAAGGCACAAAAGAAGAAAAAAAAGGUUCCUAAAGGAACAUCUGAGUACCAAGCUGCCUGGAUUCUUGAUGAUGAUGAUGAAGAAGACUCCCCUGAAUCUCCUCUGAAUGAUUCCUCUGGUGGAGAAAUGGAUGACGAAGAACCAGAUGAGGAGGAGAGCAUGGCUGAGGAAUCUGCAGAGGAAGAAGCAGAAGGGAGUGAAGAAGAGGGUGAUGAUGAAGAGGAAAGUGGAGAUGAUGAGACAAUGAGCAUGAGUGAUGUCAAGGCAGUCCACUUUGACCUUGAUCAGGAGAAGGAGGAACUAAAGAAAGUGAAAGCUGCACGAGAGGAUGAAAUGUUCCCCGAUGAGCUGGAUACCCCAAUGGAUACCCCAGCUCGAGUGCGCUUCCAGAAGUAUCGUGGCUUGGAAAGUUUCCGCGAUUCGCCCUGGGAUGCAAAGGAAAACCUACCUUGGGACUAUUCUAGGAUAUUUGCCUUUCAGAACUUUCAUCACAUGCGGAGGCGAAUCUUGAAGGCCAUACGCUCAGGCACAGCAUUUGAGGAUGCUAGCAAUAUUCAAGUGGGAAGGUAUGUGGAAGUGCAUGUGAAGAGUAUCCCUGUUCACCUAAUCCAAGAAAAGCAGAAGGAAGGGAAUUCCCCUCUUGUGCUUUUUGGCCUUCUCCCUCAUGAACACAAAAUGUCGGUGAUGAACUAUGUGAUCCGAGGCCCUGCAGCUGUGGCAGAUGAUACCCAGCCAAUCAAGAGCAAGGAAAAGCUCAUCUUUCAUGUUGGAUUCCGUCGCUUUGCCAGCUGUCCUAUUUUCAGUCAACACUCUCAUGGAGAUAAACACAAGAUGGAGAGGUUUUUGCGGGCAUCAGGUACCGUUGUGGCAAGUUGCUUUGCUCCGAUCACAUUCCCUCCUUGUCCAGUGGUGGUUUUUCGGCUCAACUCUAACGGUUCUCAGAGCCUGGUAGGGAUGGGAUCUGUACUGUCAGCUGACCCAAACCGAGUUGUUGUGAAGCGCAUCGUUUUGAGUGGGUACCCAUUCAAAGUAUACAAAAGGAGUGUCGUCGUCCGCUUCAUGUUCUUCAACAGGGAGGAUGCGGAAUGGUUCAAGCCAGUGGAGCUCCACUCUAAAUAUGGAAGACGUGGACACAUCAAAGAACCUCUAGGUACACAUGGGCUGAUGAAGUGCAACUUUGAUGGCCGAGUAAAGUCUCAGGAUACAAUCCUCAUGAACCUGUACAAGCGGGUCUUUCCCAAAUGGACCUACGAUCCUUUUGUGCCAUCCACAGCACAGCGCCAGCACUGUCUAACUAAUGUGGAGGCUUUUUGAGAAUAAACAGC
This is a messenger RNA of Darwinula stevensoni, 3359 nucleotides long. The record is from the annotation of a GenBank genome assembly. Lineage: Eukaryota; Metazoa; Arthropoda; Ostracoda; Podocopida; Darwinulidae.